Messenger RNA from Effrenium voratum, 1471 nucleotides. The record is from the annotation of a GenBank genome assembly. Lineage: Eukaryota; Dinophyceae; Suessiales; Symbiodiniaceae.
AUGGCUCGUGUUGUGCUCGCCUUGCUGGCGCUGGCUGCGGCAGAAACCGUGAACGACUGCAUUGAAAGCAAGUGCCGUGGCUGUGGAGGAGAGCAAUGCCAGCUUUGUCGAGAAGACCAGAAAAUCAUCUCCUCCUGCGUGUCAUCGUGCAUGGACACCAUGUGCCGUGGAUGUGGCGGUGAGCAAUGCCAAUUGUGCCGCGAGGAUGCCAAGACCAUCGAGUCCUGCUGCGCCGAGCAAGUCUUGGCCCAGGUGACCGCGGAGAUCGACAUGUGCAAGGCGCCGCCCCCGACAAACAAAUGCGACGGCCUCUACGGCGCCGAGGGUCUGCAGUGCGCUUGGGAGGAGGAUGCGAAGAGCUGUGUUGAGCAAAGCUGCAAGGGCUGCGGCGGGGAGCAGUGCCAAUUGUGCCGCGCAGAUGCGCAGCGCAUCGCCGGCUGCUGUGAUGACCACUACCACUCCGUGGACCCCCCACAGAUAUGCAAAGAUUCCAAGGAGGAAGCUGUCACCAGCUGUAUGGACUCCAAGUGCCGUGGCUGUGGCGGGGAGCAGUGCCAGCUGUGCCGCGAGGACGCCAAGAGCGAAUGUUGCACCGGAGCCAUGCGGACUCCUUCCUGUGAGUCCAAGGCGCCGCCCCCGACAAACAAAUGCGACGGCCUCUACGGAGCCGAGGGUCUGCAGUGCGCUUGGGAGGAGGAUGCGAAGAGCUGUGUUGAGCAAAGCUGCAAGGGCUGCGGCGGGGAGCAGUGCCAAUUGUGCCGCGCAGAUGCGCAGCGAAUCGCCGGCUGCUGUGAUGACCACUACCACUCCGUGGACCCCCCACAGAUAUGCAAAGAUUCCAAGGAGGAAGCUGUCACCAGCUGUAUGGACUCCAAGUGCCGUGGCUGUGGCGGGGAGCAGUGCCAGCUGUGCCGCGAGGACGCCAAGAGCGGCCAGCGGUGGUCGCAGCACCUGGCACGAAAGCAGCGGCUCAGGCUGAUGCACCAGGUGGCGACGGAGGUUCUCAAGGGCAAGAAGGAGAUGAGCAACUGCUUCCAAGAUGCCCCCUUCGCAGUUGCCGACCUUCGAGUAGUUUCACGGGCGGCGCUGAACAGCGGAAGCCGAAUCGGCUGGAUAGCGACGGUGAAUUGGUACAACAAGCACGGGAACCUGAGCGACCAGAUCCGCCUCAAUCAGGUGGCGGGCGUCCUUUCUGAGAUCAAGCCGAAUCAAGCCAUGAAGAUCCUCUACGACUUGGACACCGCGAAGGAGACCCUGCCGGACCCCACGGGGUGGAUCAUUGCGGAGGCGCGGAAGCGGCGCCAGCUCAAUGACAAGGGCAAGGGCGACGGCAAGGGUGACGACAAAUACGACAAGGAGAAGGGAAACAACAGCAACAACAAAGGUGAUGGCAAAGCCGAGGCAAAGCCCAAGGAGACCUUGGAGUGGCGCAGCCAGGAGCCUGUCGAGAAGGGCCAAGGCAAGGGCAAAG